GUUUGUGUAAACGAUAAGAAUGUUCAUAUCGGAUCAUCCCAGUGGGUGUUUGAGGCCAUUCCACCAAUCACAGUCGCUAUAAGCGAACGGUUACGCAACGGGCAGAACUGAUCUCCACUGCUUGUUUGGCGGCUGUCACAGGGGUCAAAGGGCACCCCUCCCCCCCCCGGCUGCUCGCCUUAUCUUGGCAAGGGGAUUCGAAACAACGACAACCACCGUCAUCCCAUCCCCCCCAUCUUUUUGUUGAUUGUAAUUCUGUCUGUACCGUUUUCCGCAAUCGUCUUUUUACUCUCCUCUCACGCCCGCUCUUUUCCCGCGAUGCCCUGAGCGAUCGACUUCACUCUCCUCCUAUCGCAUCUCGAACCCGCCGGGAUGCUUUUCCGCUGACAUCUUGAUCAUACAUCAUCGCCGUGCUCCGCUAUCGCAGCACCCCGACGAAACAAUGCUCGACCAACAACUACACCGCGCGCGCAUGGUUUCCAGCGUCGCCGCGACAGUCAUAUCGCUCGCGUGCGGUACCAACUAUGUGUACUCGGCCUGGGCCCCACAGUUCGCCGAUAAGCUCAACCUCACGACGACGGAGAGUAACCUGAUCGGAGCGGCGGGUAAUCUGGGCAUGUAUUCGAUGGGCGUACCUAUCGGGUUGUUUGUCGAUAACCGUGGACCCCGACCAGCCGUGGCAGCCGGCGCGCUUCUCCUCGGCCUUGGAUACUACCCGUUUCGCGCCUCGUACGAAAACGCGGCCGGUUCGGUUCCGCUGUUAUGUUUCUUUUCGUAUCUUACCGGCCUGGGCGGAUGUAUGGCGUUCCAGGCGGCAGUCAAAACGUCGGCGCUCAACUGGCCACACCAUCGGGGCACCGCCACGGCCUUCCCGUUGGCUGCCUUUGGCUUGAGCGCAUUCUUCUUCUCCCAGGUCGGAUCGCUUUUCUUUCCCGGAGACACCAGCGCGUUCUUGACUGUUCUAGCCGCCGGUACCUUUGCUCUGAUCUUCACCGGAUUUUGCUUCCUCAAGGUCUACCCCCACACUCCGGCCUACCAUGCGGUACCUAACGGGGGUUCCGGCUCGGACACGCAGCGGCUGCGGCGGACAUCGUCAUCGGAGGACGGCAAGGCUAGAGGAGCGCGAAGAUUCCCUGAUGUAGAACCUGGUAUGUCGACGCCCACCACCUACACGACUCCCGCGACGUCGACGCAGGCACAGACAGACGCAGAGGCUCCCGGACCGUCGUCGCCGUCAGCCAGCGCCCAGCUCCGUGACCAGACCGAUGUUGAAUCCGCCCGCCCCCCCUCGGACGAGGCCCCCGAUAGCGACGUUGACGAGACCUCGUCCCUCAUGUCAAAGUCGUCCUCGCUGCCUGGUGAUGUGUUAGUGCAGAGCAGUGUUGAUAUGGAUCGUUCCCAUCGUGUAGAUAUCCGUGGCUGGCGCUUGUUGUCCAAUGUCGACUUUUGGCAGCUGUUUACCAUUAUGGGGAUUCUGGCUGGCAUUGGUCUCAUGACCAUCAACAAUAUUGGACACAACGUCAAUGCUCUCUGGAGGCGUUUCGAUGACUCUGUUCCCGAGUCUUUCCUCGUACAGCGUCAGCAGAUGCAUGUCUCCAUUCUGUCCAUUGGCAGUUUCGGAGGGAGAUUGCUGAGCGGUGUCGGAUCUGAUUUUCUUGUCAAGGUCGUAGGUGCCAGCCGCGCCUGGUGCCUCGUCGCGGCUAGUCUCGUAUUUUGCAUUGCCCAGCUCUUUGCCCUCAACGUCUCGAACCCGCACUACCUCGGUUUUGUUUCUGGCCUCUCAGGUCUCGGAUACGGCUUCUUGUUUGGUGUCUUUCCCUCGAUCGUAGCUGAGACGUUCGGUAUCCACGGACUUAGCCAGAACUGGGGGUUCAUGACACUCAGCCCUGUCAUUUCGGGCAACAUUUUCAACCUGUUUUACGGUGCCGUCUUUGACAGUCACAUCAUUGUUAGUCCUGAUGGUGACCGGUCGUGCUAUGACGGUAUCGACUGCUACAGGAGUGCGUAUUUUGUCACGCUGGGUGCUUGUGGGCUGGGGUUGAUUGUGACGUUGUCGACGAUCAGACAUCAGUAUGUUGCGAGGUUGAGGGAGGCGGGGAAGGGCGCGGCUGAGGAUUAAGGAGAUGUCUCGACUGGAUUGAUAGUUGGUGGGAGGAGGAGUUUGAACUUGUGGGCAUUUUUACACGGCUAGACACAUCGCACAUGGAUGGAGAAGGAUACCAAGUUGUUUUUUUUUUUAGUUUUUUUUCUGGAUGACGUUGUUUUCAUGUUGUUAGAGAUAGGCGUUGCAUGAGAGAGGCGUUGGGUAUGGAUACAGCAGUUUAUAUUUGCGGUAGAGCUCCAGUAACGAAGUAAUAAUGUCACAAUACAAUUUUUGGUCCUA
Podospora bellae-mahoneyi is the source of this 2383-nucleotide messenger RNA. RefSeq lists its product as uncharacterized. Gene Ontology annotation, biological process: transmembrane transport. The record is from RefSeq and is a predicted model, not a curated record. The coding region runs from base 443 to 2119 and encodes 558 amino acids. Gene Ontology annotation, molecular function: transmembrane transporter activity. Lineage: Eukaryota; Fungi; Ascomycota; Sordariomycetes; Sordariales; Podosporaceae. Gene Ontology annotation, cellular component: fungal-type vacuole membrane. The transcript has 4 exons.